GCAUAGCUCCUCGACUUGCGAGCUUGCAUGUUUCCGCAGACCACAACGAUGCAACUGUUUGUUCGCGGAGGGAAUGCAGCAUCUCGCAGCGUGGUGUUGGACGUGCAGCAAGGAGAUCUGGUGAGCAUCGAUGGAUGCAUUGCACCACACACGGGCCCAGGCAUCAUCUGUCGUGUGUGCUGCCUGCCUGCCGCAGAUAAGGGACGUGCUGCGUAAGUAUGAGGCCAAGGAGGGCUUCCCAGUUGAUGCGCUGCGCGUCAUCUUCCAGGGCAAACUGGUACGUCACGCGGCAUCCAGGCAGAUUCAGGAGUGCAUGAUUGUCAGCCUGCAUGCCUCUGGGGUGUCUGUGGCAGCUGGACCACGACAAGGCCCUCAACUAUUACAAUAUCAAACAUGGUGACACGCUGAACGCCAUCGUCACCAACACGAAGUGCUUCUCUGCGACCAGUAUUACUAGUCUGAGAGUAGAGAAAUGCCGCGUCAUCCAUCCAUCCAUCCAUCUGUCCAGAUUUCUCUUCCCGUCUGGCGGCAACUCGUCAGAGGUGAGAGCCAGGCAGGCAGGCAGGCAGGCAGGCAGGCUGGAUGGGUGGGAAGCCUCCAUGGCCAUGUAUGUAUCAGAGAGUCGAGCAUACCAUUCCUGAGAGCAGUGUUGAGAACCGCGCCCGACUGUUGGAGGCCUACAAUGCAGGAUGCAAGACGGUGGGAUGAAUGGAGGGGGGAAGAGGGGGCCGGCUGGCGAAAAGAAUGUCGGAUGGUGUCAUUGUCUUGCGUCCCGCAGAUCGUGCAGAUCGUGGGCGACGACUACGGAAAGCCGCGGAUUGGCGUGUUUGACAUCAAAUCGCAGACCACAGUAUACCAAGGUACGGAUCGCACAACGAGGGCUCGCCUCAUCCGGCUCGAGUCGCAAUCCGGGUUUGUUUGUUUGUUCUCUUCUGAUCAGCGGCGAAGCUUUUGUUUGGCGAUCUCAAGCUGAAGUUGGAGGGCCUCUGUGAGUACAGCACGGUGGUGUCGAUUCUGUCCGAGGUGGAAGUGGGCAGGGCGGCCUCGGUGCGGAACGCCCAGAUGGCCCUCAUCAUGUCGGUCAGUCCAUGGGAGGCCAAACACCUCAAGGCCCUUGCAGAACUGCACGACGUAAGUAGCUAGAGCGGCCGCUGCACUCAGCCGAUGGCCGUUUCCUCCCAUGUGACUCUUGUCAGACGACGGUGACUCUCGGGAAGAGGGAUCGUACCAUCUUCGAGAAGGAUCGCGCCAUCAGUGAGAAGGACCGCAUCAUCGAUGAGGAGCGGAGGACCGCCCAGAAACUGACCAACACCAUCAAGGAGAAGGACUCCACCAUCCAACACCACGAGGCGGCCAUCGCUGAGCAUCGCAAGACCACCAAGAAACUGACCAACACCAACUUCGAGAAGGAUGCGACCAUCAUGAAACACAAGGCGACCAUCAAAGAGCGCGAUGCGGCGAUACAUUCCCUCCAGGACGAGAACGCGCGACUCGGCCAGCAGAAUGCGUCUUUGGAGCGUGAUCGUCUCAGCGGCGCCCGUCUGCAUCAGAUCAGCGCGGCCGAGCUGGGCUGCCUCGUGACCAAUAUCGACUCCGAGGUGACCCGCCUGACACAGCUGCGGGGGGCGGCUGAGGACCAGCGUGCCAAGACAGAGGUGGCUGAGCGUGAGAGGGAGAGCACCUGCAUGGCCUGCCUGGAGGAACCACGCGCAGUGGUGCUGCCAUGCGGUGAGUGAGGGGAUGGAGGGAUGGAGGGACGGAUGGAGAGACACGCUCAUCCAUCUGUGCGUAUGUCAUGUGUGCCUGUGUAGGUUGCAAGGUCUACUGUGGGUCGUGCUACGAGCGCAUCCUGGCGGGCGGCACCGACGAUGCCGAUGCCGAGGAGGACUUCGAGCCGGAGCCGACAUCCAAGUGCCCACUCUGCUCCAAACCAUUCUGAGAGGCAGAGGGGAUGAGUGACAGACAGACAGACAGACAGACAGGCAUGCCGCGGAGGAUGGCGGGUCGUU
Vitrella brassicaformis is the source of this 2009-nucleotide messenger RNA. The record is from the annotation of a GenBank genome assembly. Lineage: Eukaryota; Vitrellaceae.